Knipowitschia caucasica is the source of this 3630-nucleotide messenger RNA. The record is from the annotation of a GenBank genome assembly. Lineage: Eukaryota; Metazoa; Chordata; Actinopteri; Gobiiformes; Gobiidae.
AUGCAGUACGCAGGGAUUCAUCAGGGAGGUGAUGAGAGUGAUGAGGAGAGCCCCACGGAGACCUAUCAUCGUCUCAGAGGUCUCUAUCGUCGCUGGAUACGGCCCGAGGAGCGGACCAAGGAGGAGGUCGGCGAGGCAAUCAUCAUGGAGCAGCUGCUGCGAGUUUUCCCCUUCGAGGUGCGGACCUGGGUGAAGGAGCGCGAGCCCGGCGAUGGACUCACCGCUGCAAAGUUGGCCGUGCAGUACCUCAACGCGCGCAAAGGAGGACCUGCCCGGACCGGCACUACAGCUCAGCGUGGGCCAGCUCAGCCGCUUCUCUCCAGACCACCCCGGCAGGACAGCUACCCAGAUCGGCAAGACCAGCCCUAUCUUGUGAGUGUGGGUGUGGUUGAAAACUUACCAGUGGAUGCUAUUCUCGGUUGGGAUUUACCAGUUCUCAUGGACCUGUUGAACGAAAAAGUGUCUGAGGAAAGUGACUCUGGGGGGAAUAGUAACUGUUCUAUGUCUAUGGCAUGUCCUGUUUUAACCCGAGCUCAGGCAAAAACGGGUGUCCAGCCUCUGCCGGACUUGGACAGUAGUCUGUGUGAGGGGGGCACCAAGGGGCCCAAGAAGUCCCGCCGUCAGAGGCGGUUUGAGAAACAAAUGUGGUCUGCUAGUCCUGAAGAUGUUUUACCUUUGUGUUGGAAUGUGCCUGACAAUGUUGGACAUGCCAUGAAUGAUGCCCGUAUCACCCGUGCUAUUGGUCUGUGCAAGAGGAUCGUGAGCAGCUUUUCAUACAGCUGGAAAAAAAGAAGAGAACUGGCUGAAGUACAACUGCAACUUGGUCUGCCAGCUCACCAAUUGAUCACAGAGUCUGCCACACGCUGGGGAUCGAGGUUGGUAAUGAUAGAGAGGGUCCUGGAGCAAGAAAGAGCACUGGCUAAAGUCCUGUCCGCUGACAAGAAAACUAGACCUCUAGAUCUUACCUGGCAGGACAUAGAGGUCCUGGAGGCCAUUCAGAAAGCUCUAAAACCUCUUCAGGACUUUACAGAUGCUCUCUCAGGAGAGGCCUACGUGACCCUGUCGUAUGUCAGACCUGUACUUCACCUGUUCAACAAUUGUCUCAUGGCAUCUGAAGAAGGGGAUAGUGAGCUGUGCAAGUCCAUCAAGACCAAAGUUGUGGAUUACCUCAAUAACAAAUAUGCAGACCCAACUACCAGUGACCUGUUGGAUAUAGCCUCUCUUCUAGAUCCAAGAUUCAGGGCCAAAUACAUCUCAUGUGACCAUGACCACAUGGAACGCAGAGUUAUUUUGGAGACUCAGUCUUUGCUGCAUGAAUGUGUGCGCGAGCUGAAUGACCCAACAGAACAAGAAGGAGCAGCUGUGGCAGUGCCACCUAAUCCAAAAAGAAAGAAAUCACUCGCAAGCUUCUUUAAAGAGAGUCCUGGCACUGGUAGUGCCACCGGCACCAAACUCACACCGAGAGAGACAAUAGAACAUGAACUGUCAACCUAUCUGCAGUCAAUCUGCAUAGAGAGUGAUGCUGACCCACUCAAAUGGUGGAAGGACCAUGAGGUUGCUUUUCCAGCACUGAGCCGCCUGGCCAACAAGUACCUUUGUGUGUCAGCCACCAGCUCCCCUUCAGAAAGGAAUGUGGAGUUCUGUGAGGCCCUGAACCAAAUGGAGAAGACUGUGAUUGGGAUCUAUGUCGUAAUACCAAAAGGCUAUGAUGACACCACAGACUCACCUGACGAAGUAGGAAUCAUCAUUGAAGGAGGCAUCGCUCUUGUCGACAGCUCCUUUCUCCGGGACCUGACUCCGGAUGUGGAGCUGGUUGUUUACCUGGCUGGAUUCUCUAGCUUUUUCUCAAGAUCUCCAAAGAGAACCAGCGUGCUUGAUAGAGUGGUAGCCCACAGACUUCCAAGAGCAAGCACAGUGAGGUGGAACUUCCACAUCCGAGCUGUGAACACUAUUUUUGAGCACAAAGAAGACCUGCUCCAGUGUUUUGGAAACAUCAGGGAUUCAGGAGAGUUUGAUCCUACCACUGUGAGAGAAGCUGGAGGGUUUGUGAGGCUGCUGGAGGAUGAUAGUUUCAGCUUCUUCCUGAAUCUGUUCCAUCUCAUCAUGCCACAUGUGGAUAUUCUCUACAGCCAGCUCCAGAAGAGGACCAUCGAUUCUGUCUUUGUUCAGGGAAUCAUGCAGAAGUUCACAGACAGCAUACAAAAGAUCAGAGACUCCCUCUUCACUCUCUGUGGAGAACACAGUGGCAGUGGAUCUCAGCUGGCCAAGAAACGCCGCACCCUGGGCCCCGGUGAACUUCAGAAGGUAUCCACAGAGGUUUGUGACACCAUCUUGGUCCAUGCAAAGCAGAGAUUUGCCUUCACAAAGCAUCUGAUCAGUGCUACACUGCUGCAGGCAGACAGAUUUCAACAGUACCACAGCCAGUUCCCUGAAGCAGCACUAAACACCACUGUGGAGGCUUACCCAAUGCUGAACAAGAACAAGCUGAAAACUGAACUGUCUCUCAUCUACAGCAAUGAUGAGUUCAAGAGCUGCAGUGGUGCUGUGGCUCUCUACCAGCUUUUCAUGGAGAACAAUCUUCAGGACACCUUCUCAGAGACUGUUGCUCUGCUUAAGAUCCUCAUCACAACUCCCAUGACCACAGCUGAAUCUGAGAGUAGAAACAGCCUCUCCAGCCGCAGGUGGUCCGCCCUCAGCCGCCGUCUCUCUCUCACUGAUUCCAUCCUCGCCACCUGUUUGCUGCGUAACAAUAUUUCAGAUGUGAACGAUGACGGAUGUGAUCGUCCCCUCAAAGGCCGCCCUGUCAGCUCCGCACCGGGAACCUCUUCAUCUUACUACAUGUUGGAAUCUCCAGUCUUUGGCCCCGCAGCUCUGCAGAUGCUACCACCGAAACCUGACCGAGAACCUGACCGAGAACCUGACCGAGAACCUGACCGAGAACCUGACAGAGAACUUGACCGAGAACCUGACCGAGAACCUGACCGAGAACCUGACCGAGAACCUGACCGAGAACCUGACAGAGAACCUGACCGAGAACCUGACAGAGAACCUGACCGAGAACCUGACCGAGAACCUGACAGAGAACCUGACAGAGAACCUGACCGAGAACCUGACCGAGAACCUGACAGAGAACCUGACAGAGAACCUGACCGAGAACCUACAGAGAACCUGACAGAGAACCUGACAGAGAACCUGACAGAGAACCUGACAGAGAACCUGACCGAGAACCUGACCGAGAACCUGACCGAGAACCUGACCGAGAACCUGACCGAGAACCUGACCGAGAACCUGACAGAGAACCUGACAGAGAACCUGACUGAGAACCUGACAGAGAACCUGACAGAGAACCUGACAGAGAACCUGACCGAGAACCUGACCGAGAACCUGACCGAGAACCUGACCGAGAACCUGACCGAGAACCUGACCGAGAACCUGACCGAGAACCUGACCGAGAACCUGACCGAGAACCUGACCGAGAACCUGACCGAGAACCUGACCGAGAACCUGACAGAGAACCUGACAGAGAACCUGACCGAGAACCUGACCGAGAACCUGACCGAGAACCUGACCGAGAACCCGACCGAGAACCUGACAGAGAACCUGACAGAGAACCUAAUCUGUUAUGAUUAG